AUGGUGAGAACAGUUUGUUGCCGUUUCGUACAAGUGGAGGAUCGAAAAAUAAAGAAACCCUACUUGGGAGGAUGGAAGCACAAAAUUACCGGCGUAGAAUAUUUAAAUGCCGAGUCUCAAACAGGUCCACUAAGACAAUCAUUAAAACAGAAAUGUAGUAGAAAAGUGCAAUACAUUGCUUGGGCAGAUGUAUGUACCCAAACACCAUGCAACCAUCCAACGCAGAUGUGGCGAGCUGACUGCUUUAUAUCGGGCGAAUCGGACAAAUACGUUACAUCGAAACCGUACGAAACGUAUGAAGAAAUGAUGGAACGUCUUGAUUAUGACGGAAAAGCUCGUAUAAUUCAAAGAAAUUAUAGAAUAUACAUAUUGUUGAAACGCGUUAAAGAAUUUGCAAGACAAUAUCGUGAACUGCUUGACGAUUGCAAGCAAUACGAAGCGGAAAAAAUAUUAAUAUACAGGAAAAGACACCAGCAAGAAAUCCUACGAAGGAUAGAUCCAAAAACUCGGUUGGAUUUCGACCUGUUGUAUGAUAUAGUCGAGAAGUGGAGGCGGGAUCGCCUGGAAUGCGCGAAGCAGCGUUUCUUCAGGCCGGCGAGGUGUGCAGAAAAUUAUUUGAUCCUGCAAAAAACCGUGGAGAUGUUCGGAGUGAUCGACCAAAAGCGAUUGGCAGUGAAGAAGCGGUACAGGAAUCGGAAGCGUGUGAGGUUCGUUACGGCGAACUGCAAGCCGAUUUUGUGGAACGGUUACAAGAAAAUGCUGCUGGAAAUGGACACCAUGAGAAAUCAGAAGGCGAGGGAGUUGAGGAUCAUUUAUGACUCGUUGAUGAAUUACGACGUGACGCGCGGCGAACGUAUAGAGAUACUCACGAUGCUGAAGAAAUCGUUAGAGGUGCACAACUGCGUGGCUGCGUUCAAACUAAUACGACUGUUGGAUCAAGAGCUGACCUACUUAACGAGGGGGAUGAAAGGCAUGUCACUGGACUACUUCCGGCAAAGGAUACUUUACAGUUAUUUGAACUUUCUGCGAACAUCGCACUCGUGCUGCUGCACGAAUGGCGACCAGCACUUUUGCAAGAAUGUGGACGAUGACAAACUCCGCGAGCCGAUCGCGUCUACGACGAAACAGUGUCGCAGUUGUUUAAAGCUGCUUCCGCUUGAGAAAUUCACCGUUCAUGGAAGGCUGAAGAAAUUAUCCACUUGUAUUGGAUGCACUUGGCUGCGCGAGCGGAACAUAGCGCACGUAAAUUACGAUCCCUAUGUGUACCUCUUAAAUUGCGUGCGUUCCGAGGAGAAGAAAAAAGAAUCACCCUCGGGAAUUGUGUUUAUGAUGCAACAACACGAUAUGUUCCAUUUGGUGAACAAUAUCUGGCACGGUCACUCGGUUGUCAGCGGGAACACAGAUAUAUUCCAACUGCGAAUUGUUCGAUACCACACGGACACUGAAUGGUCACCGUGGAACUGCAUACUUUUGACGGAUGGGGAGGCUGAGGUUCAUCGCAGAAUCAAGGAUCUCGCGAGUAUUUACUCGAAGCCACUUAUCGAGCAAAUCGUGUUAGCUCAUCAGUUAGCCAAGAACCAAUUUAAGUACGUGCACAUAUGCAGGGUGUACCAGAAAAAGUGUUAG
This is a messenger RNA of Ceratina calcarata, 1626 nucleotides long. RefSeq names its product IQ and ubiquitin-like domain-containing protein. Gene Ontology annotation, cellular component: motile cilium; acrosomal vesicle. Lineage: Eukaryota; Metazoa; Arthropoda; Insecta; Hymenoptera; Apidae. Bases 1 to 1626 code for a protein of 541 amino acids. The transcript is spliced from 5 exons. Gene Ontology annotation, biological process: flagellated sperm motility; cilium assembly. The record is from RefSeq and is a predicted model, not a curated record.